This is a messenger RNA of Danaus plexippus (monarch butterfly), 1883 nucleotides long. It is a transcript of the gene Gdi, whose product is annotated as rab GDP dissociation inhibitor alpha. The record is from RefSeq and is a predicted model, not a curated record. Gene Ontology annotation, cellular component: cytoplasm. Gene Ontology annotation, biological process: vesicle-mediated transport; small GTPase-mediated signal transduction; protein transport. The coding region runs from base 130 to 1461 and encodes 443 amino acids. Lineage: Eukaryota; Metazoa; Arthropoda; Insecta; Lepidoptera; Nymphalidae. Gene Ontology annotation, molecular function: Rab GDP-dissociation inhibitor activity. The transcript has a single exon.
GCAUUACCUAAAAAUCAACUCGUCGACGUCACCGUGUCCGACAUAAUCGGUUUCUUUAACUCCCGACAUUUUGACGUUUUCCUCUAAUAUUUUAUCUUACAAGAACUAGUUAAAACACAUCAAACAACUAUGGAUGAAGAAUAUGACGCGAUCGUUUUGGGUACCGGCCUUAAGGAAUGCAUUCUAAGUGGAAUGUUAUCGGUGUCGGGAAAAAAGGUUUUACACAUUGAUCGUAAUAAGUACUACGGUGGUGAAUCGGCAUCAAUUACUCCAUUAGAAGAAUUGUUCGCGAAGUUUAACGCACCUGCACCUGAUGAGACCUACGGCCGAGGUCGCGAUUGGAAUGUCGACUUGAUUCCAAAAUUUCUGAUGGCCAAUGGCUUAUUGGUAAAACUACUGAUCCAUACGGGCGUCACCCGGUAUUUGGAGUUUAAAUCUGUAGAAGGGAGUUAUGUAUACAAAGGUGGUAAGAUAUCAAAAGUGCCGGUCGAUCAAAAGGAGGCGUUGGCUUCUGAUCUGAUGGGAAUGUUCGAAAAGAGGCGUUUCCGAAACUUCUUAAUUUAUGUUCAAGAUUUUCAGGAGGAAGACAGUAAGACCUGGAAAGACUUCGACCCCAGUACAGCUAAUAUGCAAUCCCUCUAUGACAAGUUUGGUCUAGAUAGGAACACGCAAGAUUUUACUGGCCAUGCACUGGCUCUUUAUCUGGAUGAUAAUUAUUUGCAGCAGCCGGCCAUCCAGACUAUCCGUCGCAUAAAGUUGUAUUCUGAUUCCCUUGCCCGGUAUGGAAAGUCUCCCUAUCUAUAUCCAAUGUAUGGAUUGGGUGAACUACCUCAAGGUUUUGCACGGCUUUCAGCCAUUUAUGGAGGCACCUACAUGUUGGAUAAGCCCAUUGAUGAGAUAGUUCUUGGGGAAGGAGGUAAAGUCAUUGGUGUACGUUCUGGCAAUGAAAUCGCCAAAUGUAAACAAGUCUACUGUGACCCCAGUUAUGUUCCUGAGAGGAUUCACAAAAAAGGAAAAGUUAUUCGGUGCAUAUGCUUGUUAGAUCAUCCCAUUACCAACACAAAAGAUGCUUUGUCUACCCAGAUUAUCAUUCCUCAGAAGCAAGUAGGAAGAAAUUCCGACAUCUAUGUUUCCUUGGUUUCUUACACCCACCAGGUGGCUGCUAAGGGUUGGUUUAUUGCUAUGGUUUCGACCACUGUUGAGACUAAUGACCCAGAGAGUGAAAUAAAACCUGGUCUAGACCUGUUGGGUCCAAUUAGACAAAAAUUUGUCUCCGUGUCUGACUAUUAUGAGUCUACUGAUGAUGGAAGUCAAAGUCAAAUCUUUAUUUCAGAAUCAUAUGAUGCGACUACGCACUUUGAAACCACUUGCUUAGAUGUCCUAAAAAUUUACAAACGCGGUACUGGAGAAGAUUUUGAUUUCUCUAAAGUGAAACUGGAAUUGGGCGAAGAGGAGCAGUAAUAAUUGUUCUCAUUUGUAUAUUGCUUGUUGAAAUUCAUAUUUGUUUAUAACGGCGAACAUGUUCAUUAGGGUUUCGGAAAUUAUGAAUUUGCGCUUAAUUAUUUUGCCGCAGAGUUAGUUCAGUAGAAUGCUCUGUAAUGCGAUACUCCCAGCAUCUAUUAUUUUUACCAAACUCCAAACGUAAGAAUUGUUAUCUAUAGGAUAUUUUCAUCUUCUAAGGAUGCUUUUAUAAUGUUUUAAGAUUUCAAAGGCAUGUAAUGAUCUGCACAAUGAGGUGUUCAGUUAAACUGCAUUUUGAUGCAUUCCAUUCUGGUAUUUGAUCAACUUGUAACCAUAUCAUAAUAAGUAAAAUGUCAAUGUACGAGUGCUCAUUAUACUCUCAAUGUUCUGUGUAAGAUCAUGAAUAAAGUUCAUUAUAAAAA